Messenger RNA from Siniperca chuatsi (mandarin fish), 5638 nucleotides. RefSeq names its product gigaxonin (gene gan). Gene Ontology annotation, cellular component: Cul3-RING ubiquitin ligase complex. The record is from RefSeq and is a predicted model, not a curated record. The coding region runs from base 124 to 2010 and encodes 628 amino acids. NCBI's taxonomy places the organism in Eukaryota, Metazoa, Chordata, Actinopteri, Centrarchiformes, Sinipercidae. Gene Ontology annotation, molecular function: cullin family protein binding; ubiquitin-protein transferase activity. The transcript is spliced from 13 exons. Gene Ontology annotation, biological process: cytoskeleton organization; regulation of cytokinesis; protein ubiquitination.
AUUUGGAUAGGCAGCCCAAUUUUAUAUUAAUACAGGAAUUCCUUAUUUACCAUAUGUCCUUUGGCCAUGAAUGCAGCACAAUACAUAAACGUACACUUGCAACAUUCUCGCAUGGAGUGAUUCAUGUUGUCCUACAGCCCGUUCCCAAAAAAAAAAAAAAAGACAAGCGCAUUUCGUAGUCAUAAGUCAAGCCUAGACAUGCCGGAUUCUGGAUCGAGUGAACCCGGUUCGAAGGUUUCGGACCCACAACAUUCCCAGAAACUUCUUAGGGUCCUUCGCAUCUUCUGGCAAGAGCAAAGUUUCCACGAUGCGCUGCUGGUGGUUGAUGGAGAGGAGCUUCCUGUCCAGAAAAACAUCCUGGCUGCUGCCAGCCCUUAUAUCAGGACCAAGCUGAACUACAAUCCUCCAAAGGAGGAUGGGUCUACAUACAGAAUCGAGCUGCAGGGGGUCUCCAUGCCCAUCAUGAAACAGAUCCUGGACUACAUCUUCAGCGGUGAAAUCACUUUGAGUGAAGAGACCAUCCAGGACAUGGUGCAGGCAUCUGACCUGCUUCUCAUGACUGACCUCAAAUCCCUGUGCUGCCAGUUCUUAGAGAGCUGCAUCACUGCAGAGAACUGCAUCGGCAUCCGGCUCUUCUCUCUGCACUACUGCCUUUACCACGUCCACUAUGCCGCCACCGAGUUCCUGCAGACACAUUUUGGCGAUGUGGCGCUCACUGAGGAGUUCUCGGAGCUGCUCCCGGACCGGCUCUGUGAGGUGCUGGCUAUGGAGAAGUUGAACGUGGGCAACGAAAAGCACGUGCUGGAGGCUGUGGUGCGAUGGUUCGCGCACGACCCAGAGGAUCGCAGGGUACACAUGAAGGAAGUGAUGUCUGCAGUAUGGCUGCAGGGCCUGGACGUGAGCUACCUGAGAGAGCAGGCCAUGGGGGAACCACUGAUGAGGGAGGUGAUCAGAGAGUACUGUCAGCCGGUGCUGGGAGAUGGCCAGCUGCAGGGUGAGGCUCUGCUCGCUGCCUUCAAACCCAGAGGUUACUCAGAGUGUAUAGUUAUCGUUGGAGGAGAGGAUCGCAAAAACCGGAAGCCGACUGCUGUGACACGCUGCAUGUGUCCGCUCUACGACACCAACAGACAGGCCUGGAUCGAGCUGCAGCCAAUGAGUGUCGCCCGCCUCAACCACGGGGUGGUCGCUGCCGAGGGUUUUCUGUUUGUGAUGGGCGGAACAGAUGAACACAACACAGUCCUGGACAGUGGAGAGAAAUAUGACCCUGACUCCAACACCUGGAGCCCCAUACCCCCAAUGCUACAGGCACGUCAGAACUUUGGUGUGGUGGAGCUGGACGGUCUGAUCUACGUUCUCGGAGGAGAGAACGAAGAAACACAGCUGAUCACUGUUGAAGUUUUUGACCCUCACUUCAGUACCUGGAGAAUGCAGACCAGUAUGACCAUGAUCCGCAAGGUCGGCUGCUAUGCCUCCAUGAAUAAGAAGAUCUAUGCCAUGGGUGGGGGUUCCUAUGGGAAGCUGUUUGACUCUGUUGAAUGCUUUGACCCCAAAACCCAGCAUUGGACGGCCCUCUGUCCUCUGAAAGAGAGAAGGUUUGGUUCGGUGGCGUGUGGUGUCGGCCAGGAGCUCUACGUGUUCGGUGGAGUUAGAAGCCAAGAGCACGACAACCCUGAGCAAAGACAAAUGAUGACCUGCAAGUCUGAGUUCUAUCAUGAUGAGAUGAGGAGGUGGAUGUUCCUGGAUGACCAGAACCUGUGUAUCCAGACCAGCUCAUCAUUCGUUUACGGUGCUGUGCCCAUCGGAGCCAGCAUCUAUGUAGUGGGAGACCUGGACACAGGAACAAGCUUUGACUACAUCCGGGAGUUUCGGCGCAGCACCGGGACGUGGCAUCGCACCAAGCCUAUGUUACCCACCGACCUCUCCAAAACAGUCUGCGCCGCACUGCGCAUCGCUAACUGUCGACUGUUCCGCCUCCAGUUGAGCCAGGGCAUGUUCCGAAUCAGAGUCUGACUCCACUUUUGCACACUGGUACUUUGUACUUGCUGUAGGUCUGGGUUUAGGGAUUUUAUGAGCAAACGUGUAUUAUAGUCGCUAGAUGUUGAGGAUUGUGACUCUCCGUUCAGGGGUUUAUUCUCAAGACCCUUUUGCUGUAUUUUUUUAUAAAUCUAAAUAUUAUUUUCUUUUUAAUGUGGGAUUUUAUCAGUUUUUGCUUUUUAUUUUAAUGGACAUUCUUCAUUUGUAAUGUUUACUGGUAAUCUGUUGCUUGGUGAGGGAUUUUAGAUGUAAACAACACUUGAUAAAUUAACUACCACAAUAUUACAUGAGGGAUUAUGAUGCACAUUUUAAAAAGAUCAUUUUAGGAUCUAUUGUGUUGUUUGAUGGUGUAUUGUUCAUCUUUCUGGCCAAAUGUAGACAACAAUAUUUUUUCCAGACAUUUGCAACAGCUGCAGUGGAGGUUAAGUGUAGAAAAUCUUUCAGUUAUCUAAAUCUUCAGUGAGACUUUGAUGUCAGUCCUUUUUAGAAUCCGCAAGCAAGCGGACAUUUUGCAGCAGUCACAUGGGGAGAAAUCCACUGUUCAAGGCAGAUACCCGUACCACCUUUCUCUAUUGCUACUAGCCUCGGUAUAGACCAGAAUGCAAUGCAACCACAAGACAAGGCAUUUUGACUAAAGGCCCCUACACACUGCGCAGUAACAGUGAUCUUAUGGGUUCACUGCAUGUCGCUCUGAUAAAAUCUUGGUCGCAAUCUGUGUCAGACUAUACAGUAUCACCGUGUGAUUAAUGCGUGGUGAAUCGUAGUUCUACAAUGUAAAUAGAAAAAAAAUCUGUGCCACUUUCUGGUUUUAAAAUGCAGCAAAACAAAAAACCAAGCUGUGGCCCACAGAGUGGGCACUGUCUUUGUUUUUAUUUGAAGCUAUAUUCAAAAAGUGGUGCUGACAAAUUGGUCAGCCAGUGUAUUCUGCUUUACUUUAUGUUGUAUUUUGGUAGGUUUGUAGAUGUGGGUCGUAGUCACAUCGUGAGAAUUUGAUCCUAAAUUUCUGACUGACUCAAAUGGCAAAGUUCCCUAGAUACCAUAGGAAUUAUGUCUGUUGUCCAAGUAGCGUGAGAUUUUUAUAAAGCCAUUAAGUCCACAGAGGGAGGACGAGGUCGGGUGGAUGGAUGACUCAACAAUUCGUCUGACUUUAGUUUAGUUUUGAAGGCACGCACUAAUGAUGUCCUGCUGAUGGGGGAAUCAAAUCAGAAAAUGACUAUAUGUGUUAUUCUGGAGGGCAAUCACAAACCACGUAUAUUGUUGUAUUAUUUGGAGGACUUGUUGGCUGUUUUUGGUCGUCACAGCUCUAAGUUGGCCGUCAGUAGACAUAAUUGUCACUUUCGUCUUGGACAGUCCAAAACCUCUGCUCUGCCCAGAUGCACUGCAUUAACUGAGUGUUUGCACGUUAGAGCACAAGCACUUUACUUGACAGUCAGUUUUUAUCGUUGACCAAGCUGUCUGGGCCCAGCCUGUUCAGAAAUAGAUGUGGCUGCGAGUGACACUCUUGAGUUGCUGGAUGUGUUGCUGCCUUUGUGACCUCUGACAUGGCUUUCCAGUCAGUACAGUUUUGGCAUCCCUUGACCCCAUUUGUUCUGUGUGAGUUACAGCUGCUGCUGUCUGUCCUUGGCUCAGGGGCAGCACAUACAAAGUAGACACACACUCAGUGGAGCUCAUGGAGUGUUGAUACAAACGCACCUCUCAUAAUAUCAGAAAGGCAAUACAACUCACACACACAUCAAAGACACUUACAGGGUUGAAACUGACGUCUGACCAAUAAAGGCCAAUACAAAGUAAUUAAAUUGUAAAAUUCCAUGUUCUUGCUACAAUGGUAAGUAAUCAUGGCAUACAAAAACUUGAGAUAAUCUUAUACAUUUUAAACAAAUAAUGUACAUUUGUGUUCUGUUGCAUUAGAAUCAGUUGGAAUUAGUGUAGUACAUCACCUCUAUAAUAAUUAAUAAUAUAAUAAUGUAAGCAAACUAUUAUGUUAAUAUGUAACACAUAUUGCUUAUGUAAAUAACACAAUUUGGAAUCGAAAUCUAAACAAACCCCACCACCAAAAUUCAAAACCCAGGAUUUUAUAACUCUCAAACUAGGAGAGACAGCACCCUGUUGCACUAGCUGAACCUAACAUUGAUCCUCAGUUUGAGUGUAAAGUCAACAUUAACAAUAUAUUAACAAUAUAUACAACUAGAACUAAACUUGCCACUUUGUUCAGGUGCACCAUUUCUACCUAGUCUAAAACUUCACUAAGUCAACCGUGAUCAAAAUAUUGUUAAGGAGAGUGACGUCCCAUCCUGUGCAUCAUUCAGGUAAUAUGAAAAAGAAAGCCACUACCAACUUGUAACAGAAAUACCUACAAUAGACUGUUCAAUUAAAAUAGAGAAAGUAAUGUAUGCGCUCACAUGUGAACUAGCUAACAUAUGAUAAUACACCUGUUUGUCUGUUAAACAUCACAUCAUCAGUCAUUCAAAGAAAAUGUAUUGAUUGCUUCUGUUGUACUUUGAUGUUUUGUUUUUUUGUUUUUUUACAAAGGUGAAGAUAGCUGUAUCACACACAUGGUUAUAAAUGGUGACAACAUCAGUAUGCUGGAAAACUUCCAUCUUGGUGAAAAGAUUCUGCUGAAGGCAACUCCUAAACUGUUAAAGGUACCCUGUGCCAAUACUAAGCAUUCUUUCAGUGUCAUCAUAAAUCUAAAGAGAUGUAGUCUGUUAAAGGAAAUGUCCUCCCUGUAUAAAUAUCGAUAGGGAGGUGUCAAUUUUAAGUUCUGUCUUAACUCUGCGUUGUAACUACUGUAACUUGUAUGGUGCAACUUGAUUUACUAAGUCUAGUAUAAUGUAAUGUCAAACCUAAGCUACGAACUUAAACACAGCUGGUGCAAUAGGCUGCAGGUCUUACAUACGCGGACCAACAUUAGCCAACAAUUACAUUUAAGUGUUUAAUCUUUUCUGUUGUAAAUGGUUUGUUGACAUCAGUAAUGAUGUCAGUACAGCAGGAAAACAGGAUUUCAUUAUGAAUUAUGAUCCAUUUAUUUCAUAUAGCAAAAUUCUAUAUUUUGUUAUAGGAAGGUCAGUAUUGGUCAGUAUUGCCACUGUGUCACACCCCAGUUGAAACAUAUGUGUCAGAAAAAGAACAAUUCUCAUACAGUAUGUUUACACUGAUAUGACGUACCAGCUGAAAAAAAGGAUUUCCUGAAGCUCGUCGUCACGCUCUAAGACACUACAAAGCAGCAGGACCAGUCUGCUGAGGCCGGACUGUGAAUAUUGUGCUUCCUUAUUUUUGCACACUUAACAUUCCAUAGUGUGUCAUCAUUUACAGUAAAUACUACAUUAAGUUUCCGAGCUGCUUUGUAUCCUAAACAACGCUUGUUCUCACAUGUUAACACCUUAUGACUGUCUGUGUUGUGAUACACUGGAACACACCAUAAGGGGAAAUAAUAAACUGAAAAUAGUCUAGCUGUAACCAAAGUCAUGUUGUGAAAGAUGGGGAGUGAAACUGCUGUUUCAAGUUUGUACUUUUGUAUCUGAUGCAUGAGGAGGUUUUGUAAGAUGUUACCCAUGAGUGUCAUUCAUUUACAUCGCUGGAAUUAAAACUCCAGUGGUCAAUGCCA